UCUUCUUGUCCUGUCUUGAAUAUAUUGUGCCUUCUGCGAACUUCAUUACCAUCAAUUUUCUUUCCUCCUUUCUCUUUUUGUUGCCCCAAAAUGCAUGUUGUUAUCAUUUAGUUAGUUAAAUUUGGUUUACACUUUAAUAGUUGAAAGGAAUGGGAAAAGAACAAGAGCCACCAAGCAUGGACCUCAAGCACAUGGUUGCUCUUGUCUCCCGCACCGGCCGCCAUAUGCAGCGCUACAACUUUCUCGGCCACCGCCAAGUCGUCGGAUGCAUUCCAUACAGAUACCGCGGGAAGAAGCCGCCGUGUGUGGUGGAUGGGGAAGAAAUCGAAGUCCUCGUCAUCACUUCUCAGAGAAAGGAGAAAGGGAUGUUGUUUCCAAAGGGAGGGUGGGAGAUAGAUGAAACGAUCGAGGCUGCUGCGCUGCGCGAGACAGUGGAGGAGGCAGGCGUGGUCGGAGAUGUUGAGUGUAAGCUGGGGAAGUGGAAUUUCAAGAGCAAAAGCAGUGAGACUAGCUAUGAGGGUCACAUGUUUCCGUUGCUUGUGAAAGAGCAGCUCGAGUUUUGGCCUGAGAAAGAUGUUCGUCAAAGAUUAUGGGUUAGUGUGAGAGAAGCCAGGAAGGUUUGCCAGUACUGGUGGAUGAAGGAGGCGUUAGAGUUGCUAGUCGGUCGUCUUUCAGCACAAGCGAAAGCAGACACGAAAUCUAACUUGUAGUAGCUGAGCUAACUCUCGUUUCAUUGUCUUUAAAUCUUGUAUAGAAUCAAGCUCAUAUGUCUAUCAAACUAGUGCAUCAGGCUUUCUUUAAAAACCCACCCUUUUUUCUCGAUGAUAUGCUUCGUGUUUGCUCUAUUUUAAGGAAACGAGAUUUGAUCGAACGACAUUAUUUCUUUACAAUCCGAUUCUAUGGUAUGUACAUUGGCUCUUA
Messenger RNA from Salvia hispanica, 921 nucleotides. Its product is annotated as nudix hydrolase 18, mitochondrial-like. Gene Ontology annotation, cellular component: cytoplasm; nucleus. The record is from RefSeq and is a predicted model, not a curated record. Gene Ontology annotation, molecular function: pyrophosphatase activity. NCBI's taxonomy places the organism in Eukaryota, Viridiplantae, Streptophyta, Magnoliopsida, Lamiales, Lamiaceae.